ACGCGCCAUUUUUUGGACCGCCAUGGCCCGUCGAUGCCCGGAUGUACAUAGCUGAUUUGCCAUGGGCGCUCUCGGCCAUGACAUGUUCCUGGCUGUUCCGCUCCUUUUGGCCUUGCUUUUGCCGAGUGCAUGGCCGGAGCUUUGCUGGGUCUUGAUCGCCUUGCUGCUCCUGCGCUGGAAGAUGUCUAGACCGACCGCGCAGUCCGUCGCCCCUGGUCCGAGCCUUCGACCGAAGAGCCCGGGCGUUUGGUCCGUGGGUCUGCAGGUGGCCUUCAUUGUUCUCAUCGGCAUCUCGAAAUUCUUUGUCAAGUACUCCCCUUGGCUGCCUGAAGCGUCCAUUGCCGCGUUGCUCCUCCACACCGUGUAUAUACUAGUGGUGCCGGAGCAGUCAAAAGAUGAAGAGGCAUCUCAGGCGCCAGCUGCUCCAGCUGCUUCAAAGGUGCCACGAGAUUCCAAAAAGCUCGAGAAGGUGGAGAAAGCCGAGAAGCUGGAUAAGGCCAAGCCCAAAGCUCGCAAGGGCUUAGCUAGCUUGGACGUAUCCCGCUGGGCAGAUCUCGAGGAGGAGGAUGAGUUUCAGGAGGUGUUGGCUGCGAAACUUGGAAAUGCUAAGCCAUCGACAGCAGCUGAAGCACCUGCAGAAGCCGCCAAUACUGCUGCUGUGCUGUCAGAGGAGGUGGAGGCCGUGGAGGCAGAUCCAGAGCCAGACAGGCCAAAAAGAAAGGCUAAAGCAAAGAAGCCACGGGAAGGGGGAGUUCGAAAGGAUGAGACGCCCAACCCGGUUCCAGGAGGGCGCCCUCCAAGCAGCAGGCGAGGAGAAGAGAUGUCAUGAGUCAUUCGGGUAGCGAGACCGAGAUGUGGGAGAUGGAGUCGAGGAGAGAAGCGACAGGUUUGACAGCAUGGCAUUUCAAGAUAUUCGAUGAUUUUGAGAAACAUUGAUUUGAUCUAAAGGUGUAAAACAUUGGACACUGUGGGGAUGCUACUUGGAGUGAUGUCUUCACGGGUGACCAGAGGGCAAUUGUGGUCCAAGCAUGUUUGUGUUCUCAUAGUG
This is a messenger RNA of Durusdinium trenchii, 1048 nucleotides long. The record is from the annotation of a GenBank genome assembly. Lineage: Eukaryota; Dinophyceae; Suessiales; Symbiodiniaceae.